GGGGUUAAAAAAAAAAAAAAAAGCUGGUAAUCCUGUCCUGAAAGGUGAUGUGGAUGUGGGAAAGGGGAUAACCCUGCUGGAAAGCUGCAGCGGGAUGGGUCGCGCCCAGAAAAGACGCGGACCCUGUCUCAGGGCUUUCGGCCUCUGGCGGCGACCUAAACCCGCUUCUCUCCGCGCUUUUCGGUACUCUGGGGUUCCCGCGUACUCGGGAGAGGCGCUGAAGCCCCAGGGGCGGGCAGGCCGGGGCCGCUGCGCACGGGGAUUGGCCGCUUCAGGCCGCCUUCCAAGCGGAAGUGGAAGCGGGCGGAAGUGGCGCGAAGCAGUUGGAGGGAGUGUCGUGUGUAAACAGUGUCCUUCCGCGCGGUGGCUUCAGAGAGAGCUGCUGAGGGUGGGGGCGUGCCUGGAAUUUGGGGGUAUAGCUCGUGGUCGAGAACCGCGGCAGUAGAGAGGGACGGAGAGGCUCUCAACGUGCUGGCCAAUGGCGGGACGGGCUCCCGCCUUGGGCGGAGGAAUCCCAGGCUGUGAGGCGGCUGGAAUCUGGGCCCAUGUGCUUCUUUGUUUACUAAGAGCGGAAGCACUGGCGGGAGCGGGGGUGGGUUAGAGGACCGGCCUAGCGGCGAAGAUCCGAAAAGGUUAAGAAGUUCUUACAAGAGUUUUACCAGGAUGAUGAGUUUGGAAAGAAGCAGUUCAAGUAUGGGAACCAACUGGUUUUGCUGGCUCAUCGGGAACAAGUGGCACUGUAUGUGGAUCUGGAUGACAUAGCUGAGGAUGACCCUGAGUUGGUGGAUGCGAUUUGUGAGAACGCAAAGCGCUAUUCGAGGCUCUUUGCUGAAGCUAUACAAGAGCUGCUUCCUCAGUACAAGGAGAGGGAGGUGGUAAAUAAAGAUGUUUUGGAUGUUUACAUUGAGCACCGGCUGAUGAUGGAGCAGCGGAGCCGGCAACCUGGGGCUGUGCGAAGCCCCCAGAACCAGUACCCUUCUGAGCUCAUGCGCAGAUUCGAGCUAUAUUUUCAAGGCCCAAGCAGCAAUAAACCUCGUGUCAUCCGGGAAGUACGAGCUGAUUCUGUAGGGAAAUUGGUAACUGUGCGUGGAAUCGUCACUCGUGUCUCUGAAGUCAAACCCAGGAUGGUGGUGGCCACAUAUACUUGUGACCAGUGUGGGGCAGAAACCUACCAGCCGAUCCAGUCUCCUACUUUCAUGCCUCUGAUCAUGUGCCCAAGCCAGGAGUGCCAAACCAACCGCUCAGGUGGGCGGCUGUAUCUGCAGACACGUGGCUCCAAAUUCAUCAAAUUUCAGGAAAUGAAGAUGCAAGAACAUAGUGACCAAGUACCAGUGGGAAACAUCCCUCGCAGCAUCACGGUGCUGGUAGAAGGAGAGAACACAAGGAUUGCCCAGCCUGGAGACCAUGUCAGUGUCACUGGUAUCUUCUUGCCAGUCCUACGCACUGGGUUCAGGCAGGUGGUACAGGGUUUACUCUCAGAAACUUACUUGGAAGCCCAUCGGAUUGUGAAGAUGAGUAAGAGUGAGGAUGAUGAAUUUGGGGCUGGCGAGCUGAGCAAGGAAGAGCUGAGGCAGAUUGCAGAGGAAGAUUUCUAUGAAAAACUGGCAGCUUCUAUUGCCCCAGAGAUAUAUGGGCAUGAAGAUGUGAAGAAGGCACUGUUACUUCUCCUAGUGGGAGGUGUGGACCAGUCUCCUCGAGGCAUGAAAAUCAGAGGCAACAUCAACAUCUGCCUGAUGGGGGACCCUGGUGUGGCCAAGUCACAGCUCCUGUCUUAUAUUGAUCGCUUGGCCCCUCGCAGCCAAUACACAACGGGGCGUGGCUCCUCAGGAGUGGGGCUUACAGCAGCUGUGCUGAGGGACUCUGUGACUGGAGAACUGACCUUAGAGGGUGGGGCCCUUGUGCUGGCUGACCAGGGCGUGUGCUGCAUUGAUGAGUUUGACAAGAUGGCUGAGGCUGACCGCACAGCCAUCCACGAGGUCAUGGAGCAGCAAACUAUCUCCAUUGCCAAGGCGGGCAUUCUUACCACACUCAAUGCUCGCUGCUCCAUCUUAGCUGCUGCCAAUCCUGCCUACGGUCGCUAUAACCCCCGCCGCAGCCUAGAACAGAACAUACAGCUCCCUGCUGCGCUACUUUCCCGAUUUGACCUUCUUUGGCUGAUCCAGGACCGGCCUGACCAAGACAAUGACCUACGGUUGGCUCAGCACAUCACCUAUGUGCACCAGCAUAGCCGGCAGCCCCCUGCCCAGUUUGAACCUCUAGACAUGAAGCUCAUGAGACGGUACAUAGCUAUGUGCCGUGAGAAGCAGCCUGCAGUGCCAGAAUCUCUGGCUGACUAUAUCACAGCAGCGUAUGUGGAAAUGAGGCGAGAGGCUUGGGCUAGUAAGGAUGCCACCUAUACUUCUGCCCGGACCCUACUCGCCAUUUUGCGACUUUCAACUGCUCUGGCGCGUCUGCGAAUGGUGGACACUGUGGAGAAGGAAGAUGUGAAUGAAGCAAUAAGGCUAAUGGAAAUGUCAAAGGACUCACUUUUAGGCGACAAGGGGCAAACAGCUAGGACCCAGAGACCAGCAGAUGUGAUAUUUGCCACUGUCCGAGAAUUGGCCUCAGGGAGCCGAAGUGUCCGAUUUUCUGAAGCAGAGCAACGUUGUGUAUCUCGUGGCUUCACACCUGCCCAGUUUCAGGCAGCUCUGGAUGAAUACGAGGAGUUAAAUGUCUGGCAGGUCAAUACUUCCAGGACACGGAUCACUUUUGUGUGAUUCCAACCUGCCCCUUCUAAAGGUUUAAUGAUGCCUCUUAAGGGAAGGAGGAUCCCCUCUUUUCUACACUGCACUUGUUCUUGCUAAUAAAGUAUUUGUAGAUUG
Messenger RNA from Nycticebus coucang (slow loris), 2861 nucleotides. RefSeq names its product minichromosome maintenance complex component 7 (gene MCM7). The record is from RefSeq and is a predicted model, not a curated record. Lineage: Eukaryota; Metazoa; Chordata; Mammalia; Primates; Lorisidae. Gene Ontology annotation, cellular component: nucleus; MCM complex. The coding region runs from base 918 to 2756 and encodes 612 amino acids. Gene Ontology annotation, molecular function: single-stranded DNA binding; ATP hydrolysis activity; ATP binding. The transcript is spliced from 15 exons. Gene Ontology annotation, biological process: DNA replication; DNA strand elongation involved in DNA replication; DNA replication initiation.